Molecule: messenger RNA, 1490 nt
Organism: Paramecium pentaurelia
Lineage: Eukaryota; Ciliophora; Oligohymenophorea; Peniculida; Parameciidae
Source: the annotation of a GenBank genome assembly
AUGUUAAAUAAGUAUACCUUAUAAUUCAAAGACAACAUAUUAGAAUAAAAAUAUUAGGAGUUUUAAUUGUAGUAAAAGAGGAAGCCAUUACUAUAAAAAGUGAUUUUUACUACUUUUCUUAUAAUUAUAGCUAAAUCAAUUUCUUCCAUAUUAAACUUUAGUUUAAAAGAGGUAUAUUUUACGAUUGGUUACUUUGUUGGUAAUGUAAUCCUCAUUAUAAUUCUAAAAUGUUAACCCUAAUUGAUUAGAUGGGCUUUGAUGAUCAUCAACUAUAUACUUUUAUUUAUUUAUUCUGAUCCUGAUUAGGGGUAAACUCAAUAUCAUUAUUAACUUUCUUCAGCUUUGAUUGUUUCAGUUUAAUUCAUAGUAAUGAGGACUGGAGAUUUUAUUGAUGCUUUAGUGUAAGUAGUAUCAUUUUAUUCAUUUUAUUUAAUAUGUUUUCUACUAUACUAACCAAAUUUUUCUGUUUCAGUAGCACUUGCAACAUGUUUACUUACGUUUUUACUUAUAAUCACAUUUUAUGAGAAUGUUUCAGCUGAAAGAUCUAAGUUUUAGCUUACAAUAAUUGAUGAUAAAUGGGAUGAAAUUCUUUAAAAUAUGAUUGUUGAACCCUGCAUUAUAUUCAAUUUUAAUUAAUUUUAAAGCUCUUUUGUUUUUAAGAAGUCAAUUGAUUUUAUAUAUACAAUAGAGACAACUGAUGAAUUAAAAUAAUUUCUAAGAAAUUCAAAGGUGAAUUUAGAUUAGAAAAUAAAUUUAGAAGAUUUUCUAUUUAAAAAGGUAUAAUAAAUUAAAAAAGAUAAUAUUUAAUUAUGGAAUCAAAAACUAACUAUUUAUUAUCAAAAGAAAGUUCAUGAUGUCUUUUACUCUAUACUUUAAGAAACAUCUCCAAUAGUAUUAAUAAAGGUUUAGUAAUUUAAAUUCAUUAAUUAAGAAAAAGAUUCUGAUUUAGAAAAUAAGUAUUAAUACAAAUACAAAAUCUUGAUCAAAAGUAUUUUAUUAUAAUUAAAAUUAAUUGGUUAAUUUUAAUUUCCUAAUCUAAAUACUAUAUUUAAGAUAUUAAUAUAUCAUUACUUACUUGAGAAAAUUAAUAGCAAAUCAAUUAAAUUGAUAAAAAUAGAUAAAAUGUUUAAUUAAUUGAAAUUAAUUUAUCCAUAGAAACAAAUAUCUGUUGAAAACUUAUAAUUAGGAACUCCAUUAUUUGGGUAAAGAGAUUCACUUUGUUUAAUUUUGAUGGAAGUUUUUGAAACAAUGCUAUCAAAGUAAAUUCAUGUAAGAAUAAUUAAUUAUGAAUGCUCUACGAAAUUUUUCAUAUAUGGAAUUCUCAAUUAAAGAGCAAAAGAUAAAUUAUUAUCGAGACUUAAUUUUUAUUAAAGAAACUUAUAAAUUAUUGAGAUUACUGAUCUAUGUAUUAUAAUCAAUUUAAUAAUUUAGGUGUUAAAUUAGUUGUUAUAUAAGAUGUUUAAUCUUUAGACUGGAUUAUAUAGAAAUGA